Molecule: messenger RNA, 3128 nt
Organism: Pseudoliparis swirei
Lineage: Eukaryota; Metazoa; Chordata; Actinopteri; Perciformes; Liparidae
Product: gastrula zinc finger protein XlCGF57.1-like
Exons: 3
Coding region: 1130-2518 (462 amino acids)
Biological process (GO): regulation of transcription by RNA polymerase II
Cellular component (GO): transcription regulator complex; PcG protein complex
Molecular function (GO): RNA polymerase II cis-regulatory region sequence-specific DNA binding; DNA-binding transcription factor activity, RNA polymerase II-specific
Source: RefSeq, a predicted model, not a curated record
UUGUAAUAGUUUAUUUUGAUAACAUCUGCAGAGGUCUUAUGUUUUAAAUUAAUACAUAUAGAAAGAUAUUAUAAUAGACAAUAUUAAGGAGAAUAUUGAUAUUGUUAUUAAUGUAUUAUGAAGCAUAGGGGUAAUAUUUACUCUAUGCAAAUGUAAAUGGCAAGAAUUAAUGUAUGUUGCAUGAGAGUGACUGUAUGUUAGUAUUAUAGAUUGACGAAGCCGGUUGAAAUCCGUGAAAUGACUUACAAUAACAAGAGACUUUUAUUGUGAAGGUGACUUUAAUUGACGGGAAUCUUAUUGUGAAAGCGACUGAAACCGGAAGUGACUGUUUGACCGAAAACAGGAAGAGUAUAUGACUGCGUGUUUGUAGAGGGAACUUUCUCUUUUCACAGGUAAGCCCCGAGGGGAAAGGCUGAGCUCCCGAGCCGGGACACGAGGAAAGAGCGCUUUGAAUGUUUGAUUCACUUUUCCUGCCAUUAAAUGUUGAUAACUUAAUCCAUGCGUGUCCGGAAGCCUGUUUCUCCACCAUCUGCGUAGUGCCCCAGUUUUGAGAAUACCUUACAAUUAAUUAAAUAAAGUCGGACAGAUUUCAGUUUCCUUAAGGAAUAAGCAGCAAGCCAAAGAAACGGUGACAUCCAGCUCGAGCUUCUCGUUGAUCACGUGUUGGUGACGUCAGAGCAGGCGGACUCACGUCGGACACGCACCCCCGCGCAUGCGUAGUGCGCAGGUGGACUCUGGCUCCUCUCCAGCGAGCCUCUGUGUUGUCUCCGUGUCUCCAGGAGAAAUGCUGAGACUGUUGGUGAAGCAGCAAGUCGACGCGGUCGUUGAAGAGGCUUUUGUGCUGAUGGACACAUUAACAGCAGCUUAUGAGGACACCGCGUCUCGUCUCGGAGAACAUGAGCUACACACAUCAGGGAGGAACUUUAAACACCUCACGGUGCUCGAGGCAAACUGGUUACGGGAUCUGCAGGUGGACAUCUUUUGGGACGGUCUUCAAAAUGGCGGCCAGAGCAACUUCUGGAGGAGGAAGCCGACUGUAAAGUGAUCCAACUGAUAUGUCCCCCCUGAGGACCAGGACCCGGUGGACCCGGAGCUCCUUCACAUAAAAGAGGAGCCGGAGCCCCUCCACAUGAAAGAGGAGCCGGAGCCCCUCCACAUGAAAGAGGAGCCGGAGCUCCUCCACGUAAAAGAGGAGCCGGAGCCCCUCCACAUAAAAGAGGAGCCGGAGCUCCUCCACGUAAAAGAGGAGCCGGAGCCCCUCCACGUGAAAGACCUGCAGGAUCUCUGGACCCAUCUAGAGGGAGAUCAGCUCAUUGUGCUGCAGGAGGCCGAUAUCACCACGUUCUCAUCCAUUGUUGUUACUUUGAAGAGUGAAGAUGACGAACCUCAGACCUCACAGCUUCAUCAAAGCCAGACGGAGGACGACAGAGAGGCGGAGCCUCCUGUCGGCAGCUCAGCUACACCGAUACAAACAGAAACUGAUGGAGAGGACUGUGUGGGAUCAGGACCAGCCAGGAACCUAAAUCCACUUCGUCUUUCACAUCCAAAUGCUGAUGAAAAGGCUUCAGGAUCUUCUGACACUGAAGUCAUUCAUGGUGAUUGGCAAGAACCGUUGUCAGAUUCUGGACCUGAAAGUGAAGACGGGGAUGAUAUCUGGAAGGAGACCAGGGAAUCCUUCAGCUUCUUCAAGUGUAGUAAACGGUUUUACCACAAGGGGUUUCUGCAGAAACACAUGAGGUGUCAUUUUGGAAAAAUAUCCUCCAACUAUUUGGAUCAAAAGAAAUGUUUUAGAGAGAAGCCAAAGAAAGAAUCACAGGCAAGAGGUCGUACAGUAGAGAAACCAUUCAGUUGUGAUGUUUGUGGGAAAAGAUUUACAGAACGGGGAGCUCUGAAGAGACACAUGAUAGUCCACACAGGAGAGAAACCAUUCAGUUGUGAUGUUUGUGGGAAAAGAUUUACAGAACGGGGAGCUCUGAAGAGACACAUGAUAGUCCACACAGGAGAGAAACCAUUCAGUUGUGAUAUUUGUGAGAAAAGAUUUACACGACAGGGAAGUGUGAAGACACACAAGAGAGUCCACACAGGAGAGAAACCAUUCAGUUGUGAUGUUUGUGGGAAAAGAUUUACAAUACAGGGACGUGUGAAGACACACAUGAGAGUCCACACAAGAGAGAAACCAUUUAGUUGUGAUGUUUGUGGGAAAAGAUUUACACAACAGGGGUGCGUGAAGUCACAUAUGAGAGUCCACACAGGAGAGAAACCAUUCAGUUGUGAUGUUUGUGGGAAAAUAUUUACAGAACGGGGACAUCUGAAGAGACACAUGAUAAUCCACACAGGAGAGAAACCAUUCAGUUGUGAUAUUUGUGGGAGCAGAUUUACAGAACGGGGAGAUCUGAAGAGACACAUGAGAGUCCACACAGGAGAGAAACCAUUCAUUUGUGAUGUUUGUGGGAAAAGAUUCACACAACAGGGAGGUGUCAAGAUACACAUGAGAGUCCACACAGGAGAGAACAUUUGAAAUAAAUGUAAAUGUUUCAAAUGAAAUUUGUUUCUGAAUGAGAUGGAGGGCAAAGUGUUUGUUCAACAGCUGAUGAAUCUUUUAAAUAACAAUGACAACAUAUUGUUUGUCUAUGAUGGAGGAAACAAAAAACUAAGAAUAUAUCUUUAUUUAAAAUGCAUAAUUCUUUGUAAUGUUUUUAAAUCUACAUGUGAACUCGGCCCUGUUAUGGCUGAGUGUCGGCUGACUGCUGUGGUCCGGCUUGAUGCGGCUACAUGUGAGCCAGCUUUGGCCUUUUUCAUUUUAGCGAUAUAUAUUGUAAGAGCCACAAGUGUGUUUUUAGUAAAUUGAAAUUUCAGAAUUGUUUAUAAUUUAAUAUUCAGAAAUAUGCUCACGGUGUAGGAACUAUAGGUGAAAUAUAUUGAAAGAUGUUUAUGUUAAUGACUGAUGCUCGAGUCAGGUGAUUUAAUGACGUCAUGACGGCAGCAGGUGUAAGGAAAGAGCCGCAUUAGACAAGAGAGCAAAUCUUUUUUUACCAAAUGACCGUGUGAUCGUUUUGAACGUUUAUUCAUUUUGUACUUUGUCAGCGUUUUUUUCUGUUCAAAAUAAAAUCCAAAGAAAAGAAGAUGAA